Messenger RNA from Neolamprologus brichardi, 1258 nucleotides. The record is from RefSeq and is a predicted model, not a curated record. Lineage: Eukaryota; Metazoa; Chordata; Actinopteri; Cichliformes; Cichlidae.
CGCUCACAGAUUCACAUGGCGCCUGCAGAUCUGCUGGGUGGGGCAGGAACCGGGGACUGUUUACAAGUGAAACUCGCUGUAGCUUUACACCUCAGUAAAUAAUGGACAGGAAACUGAAUCUGGACCGAGCUGAGACAUUCUCCUUUGUCAACCCGUGGAUCAGAUACUUUCUCUUCUUCUUCAGCUUCUUAUUUUGGGUUUUCUCCCUGUUGAUUGUUGCAAUUGGUGUGUAUGCUAAAGUCCAGAAGGCCACAGACACGGUGAGGGACACGUUCCUGAUCGACCCGGCUGUCAUCUUAAUUGUGGUGGGGGUGGUCAUGUUCUUCAUCACUUUCUGUGGCUGUAUCGGAGCUCUCAGAGAGAACAUUCGCCUCCUCAAGACAUUCUCCUUCAGCCUCACACUGGUCUUCCUCACCCAGCUGGCCAUAGCGAUUCUGGGCUUCUUUUACUCCGAUCAGGCACGCGAUGCUUUGGGAAAGUUUGUAAAGAAAGCAAUUGUGCACUACAGGGAUGACCUGGAUCUGCAGAACCUGAUGGAUUACAUUCAAAAAGAGUUCAAGUGCUGUGGAUGGAACAACUACACGGAUUGGUCUUGGAACCUCUACUUUAAUUGUACACAUGACAACCCCAGCUCUGAGCGCUGUGGUGUGCCUUAUUCCUGCUGUACUCCUGUUCCUGGGGAGGCAGUGAUCAACACGAUGUGCGGUUUUGGAGUUCAAACGCAAAACUUCAUGGAGGCAAACAAGUCGAUCUACCCAGUAGGCUGUGCAGACAAAGCAGUGAUGUGGAUCGAGUCUCAUCUGCUGCUGGUGGGAGCUCUCGCCUUGGGUCUGGCCUUACCUCAGAUUGCAGGAAUUGUGCUGUCCCAGAUCCUGAUCUCUCAGAUUCAAGAUGAGAUUACCUCAGUGUUGUGAGAGCGCUACGACAGAGGGGAAGAAAACGAAAGAAAGGAACUCGCAGUACUCCACUCAGCUUCUCUGACAUGUUCAAGGACAUCUUUUCUACAGCUACUACUGCAAUAUCCGGGCAUGUGAUAUUCUUAACAUGUGGUUGCCUACAGGUAUACAAGUGUGAUGCACUUUAAUGUAUUAUUUAUAGUCAAUUAUAUGCCAAGUGUAUAUAUUAUUAAGCGGUUUUGAACAUUGACGUCAAGAUUUCAUCUGUUUAAAUGUGAAAAGUUUGCUUAUAGAAUUGAGUUAAAACAUAUGCAUUUAUUAUUUUAUGUUACUGUUUAUCAAGGAACAUCAGCUCACAUAAA